CUCCGGGCGGCUCCGGGCUGGGCUGAGCCGGCUGGUGGCCAUGGCCCCGGGGAAGGGCCCGUGCCGGCGGCGCAGCAGCGACUCGGGCGUGGAGCCGGACCGCGGGCCGCUGCUCCGGGACAGGGAGCAGCUCAGCGCGCUCUCCCAGAAGAAGAAGGAGCAGCGCAUCGCGCUCUUCCUCAGCGACUUCGACCAGCAGGCCAAGGAGCACAUCCAGGAGAUGAAGAAGGAGCUGGAUUCGCUGCUGCAGACAGCGGAGAAGGCGUUCGCGGUGGAGCUGCUGACCAUGCCCGCUGCCGUCAGGAAGAUGAAGAGGAAAGAGGUGCUCGAUUUGCAAGGACGGGAGGAAGUGGCUCUUGCUGCUGCAGUGAAUGACUGCUCUCUAGAAGACAUGCCAAAUCCCAAACUGGUGAGGACCAACAGCAAAAAAGUUAAGGUAACUACAAUUGUUGAAUAUGAAGAUUCCAAGCACAGUUCUGCAAAGAAAAUAACUAAAAAAGUUUCCAAAACCAGGUCACUGGUUUCAUUAGCCUCUGGUUUAAGUGGCAAACUGAACUCUCUUUCUAGUGCCACAAAUCUCAAAGCCACUCCAAAGGGAGCUAAAAGUGCUGGAUUACAACAGACUGCCUCAAGAACUUUACCUCCCAGUGGAAGAGUUCAAGGCAUGCUAAAAAGAAGUAAAUCAGUACCCCAACAUAAAAGUGUUCCAUUUGUCAACAUUCCCCUGGCUGAUGGACAGACACUCUGUACAGCUGGUGGAGACCUCCGUAAUAUUGACGUGCAGCUCCUAAAUCAGGAUACAGUACAGCACAUUCAUAACCUGGUGGUAAGCUUGAACCAGGAGAUUUGCAGAUCUGUGUAUUCAGACAGCUGGUCCUAGGCUUUCAUGUCAGAUUGUCAUGAAUGAAAAUUUAAACUCUUUGGAGUUUAAGCCUAAACUGGUUGGCAUCAGUUGGAGGGAGAGGAGAACUGCUGCAGAGGGAUCCCAUGUAAAACUAACUGCACUUACAUAAGCAUGUGCAGUUUGGUGACAGCCUGGGCGACCACAGGAGCUUAAACUCUUCCUUCUGCAGUGCUCUGGUGGCUGUCCUACCCUGUGAGCAAACUGCCAUUCUCUUAUCUCUCAUUCACAAAGGCUGACAAAGCUAUGGUUCAGUUCUGAUUCUUCUUGCAAUCAUUAUUCUGUGUCCCUUGUGCUGAGUAAGUAAUACAACCUGUUAAUGCUCUGCUGCAGUUGAACAGGAUCUGCCUUAAUGGUUGUGAAGCAAAAUAAAGGGGAACAGAACUUUGUAGCACAUACUGCCCACCCCUCCUGAGGGUACCUGGGCUAUUGUUGGAAGUAACAGAAAUCUAUCCAGACGUGAAGGUAUUAACCAGUUUACAGUUGUGCAGGUGUAAAGACCAGUGCAGCUGAGUCAAGCUAAAGGGCUGGGAGCUGUUCUGUGUUUUUUGUUAUGGCCCUGCCUCUAGGCAGACAGUGGAGAAUAAGUGCUCACUGCUUGCUUUAACAGUAGGGACCCUUUCUUCUUCCAGAUUAUUUUGGGUAGCUUGAACUAAAAUGAAUUUUUCCCCCCUCAGAGUGAGCUGACUGUUCUGUGUGGAAAAGUAACACCUAAACCAAGUUAAUGGAACUGUCUUGUGACUACAAAACAUUCAUGACUGCUCCUGCCUGCUGCCUCCAAAGUGUUGAAAUUAUGUCUAUUAUGUCUUAAUAAAGCUGCAUACUGCCCAGUAAAUGUUUUUAUAAGUUUUUAUAUCAUGUGAUGUGUCUUAUUAAGUUCUUGUUAUGAAGAUACCAAAAAGCAGAAGAAAAUGCUACUUCUUUAUAGAAGGCUUAGCCUAGAUUUUAACUAAGUUUACAACAAAAUGAGCAGUAAGAGGCUGUACAUAGGAAAUAAGUUUCUCUAACAUUCAGCUCACAAAUAAGAAAUUUAGUACCUUGUACUUCAGUUUAACAGCCUUAAGACACUUUAAUUUCAGUUAUGUGGUAGCAUAUAUGAAUCUAACACAGGAAUAAAAUUUAUUUCCACUCUUGUGUGUGACAUGACAGUAAUGCCUUAACAGUAAUGUGCAAGAUGACAGGUAAAAUUAGAAUUUGUUAUCAGGUGCUGCUGGCAGGAGCCCAAAUUAAUGCCAGCUGAGGACUGAAACAGAACUGCCCUACAGUGAUCAGCUCUUCUUCCAUCCCUUCACUUCAGCUAUCCGAAAAGUUGCCAUUAAUCCCAUCCUCUCUUCCCCUUCAAAAAAACCAAUCUGAUUGGGGAUUAAAGGUUUUGAGUAGUACUCUAUUUUGCUAGGAGUUACAAGCAGAAGAUAGGUGUUGCAAUUGUUUAAGCACUGCAGGUUACAAGAACUGACUCCUUGGUGAGAUCUGUCAGGAGGAAGGAUCAGCAUGUAACCAUGGCUUCACAAAAAGCAAUCCCAAGUUUUAAUAAAUGAAAAUAAAAGACCCACUAGAGAAUGCCACAUCAUAAGUCAGUACUGAAAUACAGAUCAAACAGUAUUUAUUUUUGCUUCAUUUUUAGAGUCUAUAACAAGGAUGGUCAGCAACACUCAAAUGCCAAUGUCUACCCAAGCACAUUCAAACCCUUGGAGUUUGUCCCUCCAACCUCAUCAAUAAAGUGUCAACAACUAUCAGAAAAGUAACUAAACAAGUCACACUUCAGAUUUGUAAAGAAAAGUAGAGCUUCAACUUUCUCACUUAAACAGGAGAGAAACCUUGCUAUAGAGGCAGCUUACCAACCCAACACUGUUCAUGCACAACAGUUCCUUAGUUAAGGUCACAUUUUUGCUUUGUUCUGGCAUUUUUGUCAAUUAAUAGUAGUAGAACUGCAGCUGGAGAUCUUAAUAUCUUCAUACUUAAACCAAAGUGCAAACUACUAGAAAAGUAACAAAACCAUCUACAUUUAUUAUGUUUCCAGGUUAAAUUUUUCUUUAAACUGGAAACACUUCUCGAGGAAGUGAGGCUGAAUAAGACUUUGAAUAGGAUUCAAAGGCUAAAAGACACCAUUAUUUCAGAAUUUAAUCAUUCCCCAUUUAAGGGGUUUGUUAUCUUUACAAUGAAUUCAGAUAUCCUUGUGUUUUCUUCACACAAAGGGGACAUGGCUGCAGCUUUCCCUGUGCCCAUUUAGUCAUCUCUUAUUUCAGGAAGAGACUUGAAUGUGGCACAGAGUUGUUAGCUAACCUUCACCUAGUCUUAAAGCAGCUUCAGCCUCCCUGUAUUUAUAAAAUAUCUAUCAUCUACAUAGUCUCUUCAUACACAGACUAGUUAAAGCCACUGGAAAAGUAAGAGUUACAAGGCAAAAGAAAUAUAUUAUACACCAACUGCUUUUAUUUAAUUUCAGAAACCGUUCACAAGAUGGUAGAAAAAAAAACUUACAACCACUUCUAAUUUAGUCUUUCAUUGUUCCCAGUCAGCUCUAAACCCAUUAUGUGCAAAGCCCAUUUACCAUGCAUCUAGAUGAUAGAUACAGGCUAUGAAAUUCUUGAUUCUACUUGUAGCAGCUUAUGCAGGUGCAGCCAAAUACCAAGCCUCAGGACAAAUUGUACACAAACUUUACAAUGUAGAAUUUGAAUUUAAAAUAUGAAACUUAAAAUCUACACAAAACUGGUAAAAAUCAA
Molecule: messenger RNA, 3621 nt
Organism: Catharus ustulatus (Swainson's thrush)
Lineage: Eukaryota; Metazoa; Chordata; Aves; Passeriformes; Turdidae
Product: borealin-2-like
Exons: 9
Coding region: 41-880 (279 amino acids)
Biological process (GO): mitotic sister chromatid segregation
Cellular component (GO): spindle midzone; chromosome, centromeric region; chromosome passenger complex
Source: RefSeq, a predicted model, not a curated record